AUGCCUUCGCUCAUCCUCCUCGCUGGCCUGCUGACAGGAGCCUACUUCUCAACCUUCAUCUACGCCCUCCUCCGCAACUUAUUCCUCGCCCGCAAAACAGGCUUCCCCAGCAUCAUCAUCCCCUGGGAUCAAAACCAUAUAGUAUGGAUGAUACUCUCCGUCCCUCUGCGCCCGAAGCUCAAACAAUGGCUUCCAACCCAGAGCUUCGACCGCUUGACCCUGGCAAUCUAUGGCUGGGAUAAUUCGCCGGUCAGAAAAUCCUACAUGCACGUCGGCUGUGGACGACUCGAAUUCUGGACUGCAGAUCCUGAGAGUACGACUGAGAUUUUGAGGCGCCCGGGAUCCUUCGAGCAGGUCGGCUUGGUGGACAUGUUGCUUGCGAGGUUUGGUCAUAGUCUUUUGACAUCGAAUGGCGAGAAAUGGGCCAAGCAGCGUAAAAUCGUGGCUGGUGUGAUCAAUGAGAGGGUGUCCAAGGCUGUUUUCGCUGAGAGUAUACAGCAGACUGAUGGGUUACUACGAGAAGUCUGCAGCGUGAGUGAUCACGGUACCGAAACCACGAAGCUCUUUGACAUGAUGAAGAAGAUCACCAUGAACGUCUUGAGCGGCGCCACAAUGAGGAGAAGUGUCCCUUUCAACGACACCGAACCCGAGAAGCCGCAAGCUGGGUUCAAGCUGACAUAUGUAGAGGCGAUCAAAGUCCUUGUCAAAGCUAUCGCAGGACCAAUGGCCUUACCCCGAUGGUUCCUUUUCGGUUAUCCCAGUUUCAUGCCAGGAUUCGAGUUCAUCCGCUCGCUGGGUCAUGCGGUGGAUGAGUUUCCUGUCCAUACGAAAGCACUACUGCAAGAAGGACGACAACGAUCUCGAACGGCUAAGGAUGGGCAGAUCAGUCGGAGUAUCAUCUCGCAGCUCUUACAAGCAUCGGCGGAUAGUGGGAAAGGCGAAGCUCUGACAGAAGAAGAGACUGUGGGAAAUAUCUUCAUCUUUACCGUCGCCGGCUUCGACACGACUGCUAAUACGCUCUCCCAUGCCCUUGUGUUACUGGCUCGCUACCCGUAG
Molecule: messenger RNA, 1056 nt
Organism: Recurvomyces mirabilis
Lineage: Eukaryota; Fungi; Ascomycota; Dothideomycetes; Mycosphaerellales; Teratosphaeriaceae
Exons: 2
Coding region: 1-1056 (351 amino acids)
Molecular function (GO): monooxygenase activity; heme binding; iron ion binding
Source: RefSeq, a predicted model, not a curated record